Messenger RNA from Boleophthalmus pectinirostris (great blue-spotted mudskipper), 480 nucleotides. RefSeq names its product neuroglobin (gene ngb). Gene Ontology annotation, molecular function: oxygen binding; heme binding. The transcript is spliced from 4 exons. The coding region runs from base 1 to 480 and encodes 159 amino acids. Lineage: Eukaryota; Metazoa; Chordata; Actinopteri; Gobiiformes; Gobiidae. The record is from RefSeq and is a predicted model, not a curated record.
AUGGACCUGCUGUCAGAGAAGGACAAGGAGCUGAUCCGAGGAAGCUGGGAGAGUCUGGGCAAGAACAAAGUGCCCCACGGUGUUAUCAUGUUCUCCAGACUGUUUGAGCUGGACCCCGAGCUGCUCUCUCUCUUCUACCACAGGACAAAGUGUAGCUCUAGUCAGGACUGCCUGUCCAGCCCGGAGUUUGUGGAGCAUGUGACUAAGGUGAUGCUGGUCAUUGAUGCUGCUGUCAGUAACCUUGACGAUCUGCCCUCGUUGGAGGACUUCCUGCUGAACCUGGGGAGGAAGCACCAGGCUGUGGGAGUGCACACACAGUCCUUUGCUGUGGUGGGGGAGGCCCUUCUCUACAUGCUACAGUGCAGUUUGGGUCAGGCCUACACUGCCCCUCUGCAACAAGCCUGGCUCAACAUGUACAGCAUCGUGGUGGCGGCCAUGAGCCGAGGAUGGGCCAAGAAUGGAGAGGACAAGGCCGACUGA